GCACCUCCUCUUGCUGACGACGCCCACCGCCAACUCACGCGUCGACACAGCGGAGAUACCCUCCCGCCGUACCAUGGCACCCGCCGAGAAAGACAAGACAGCUAAUGGAGAGCCCAAGCAGCGACGCCGCCCGGGUCGUGUCCCAGUCUCGUGUGCCGAGUGCCGCCGCUUGAAGCUGAGAUGCGACCGCAAGGUACCAUGCGAAACAUGCGUGAAGAGAGGAUGUUCUGCGAUCUGUCCGGAGGGCUCGUUGACGACAGGCAAGGGGAGCCGCCUCGCGCUAGCGGACGCGGAGGAACUGCACAAGAAGAUCGAGCGCCUACGCGAACGCGGCAACAAACUGGAGGAGGCACUCCGGACGCUCCAGGCAGCCGUCUCUGACGAGCAGCAUCCCCUGCUACGGGAGAGACUGCCAUGGACACUUCCCCGGCAUCCGGGUCGAGCGGCUCAUCCCCUUCAGGGCCAUUGCUCACUCAGGAGGACGAGGAGAUCCUCGAUGCAUUCGGUACGAUUACUGUUGACACUUCAAGGACCAUUCGUUACCUUCCCCAUAGGAACGCUCACCUUGGGCAUACGAGGGGAAGCAAGAUUCUUUGGCCAAACGUCGCGCUCAGAGGCACCGACGCGGACCGUCCCCGCCCCCAACUCCUUCCCCCGCCUCUCGCCCGAGCUCGUCGCAGAGGCGCAAAUCGAGCUCGACGUGCGAUGCCACAACCUCACGAUACGACAGGAAACCCAGGCGAUGAUGCCCUCGCUCUCGCAGGCGUGCCAUCUCUGCGAGAUCUUCAUGGAGUCCGGGCAGUACUUAUGGUACCCCAUGCCCCGAGCGGAGCUGUUCGACGACAUCCUGGGGAGUGCAUACAAAACGCACGAGGGUGGUUGCAACAUCGCGUCGACACACGCGCUCGCGGUCCUCUUCAUGGUCUUCGCGCUCGCGACGCUCUUCGACCCGAACCUCGCGCCGUACUCCAUCGAGGCGCACGAGUACUACCUCCUCGCGCGCAUCUGUCUCCGCUGCGCGCCGGCCAUCCACGACACGACGCUAUUCUCCAUCCAGAGCUUGGUACGCGCAUAUCUCGAAUUGAGCGACUGCGAACCGGCGCAUACGGGCUCGCACAAGGCGUGGCUGACGAUCGGUCUCGCUGUGAAACUCGGACAUGGACCGACUGCAACUCGAACGUAUGCAGACGUCAACAGCAAUCGAUGGAAGCUCGACGAUGAGAACAGCCAGAGGAGAGCACGGGUGUUCUGGCAGCUGCUCAUGCAGGAUACUUGGCUGAGCUUCGGAUUUGGGCGACCUCCCAGCAUGUGUCUCUCCUUCGUCGACUGUCCCUUUCCGAAAGACCCAGAAGAACGGACGAAUGCACAAGGCCAGAAAGAGGGCGGGUUCCACGCAUGGACUUGGCAAUACACGAAGCUCCUGAACAAGAUUAUCUUCUCCGUGUUCGGCGCGAAGACGCCACAGUACUCGUCCAUCCUGGAGUACGACCGCAUGAUCCGUGACUUCCCCGUCCCCGCCAACCUGCGACCGAACUGCGGCCAACACUGUGGGGAGCCGGCCGACCUGCCCGUCCCGCAGUUCACGCAGCGCUUCUGGACGCUGACGCAAAAGGAGGCCACGCUCCUGAGCCUGCAUAGACCGUGGUUCGCGCAGGCUCUGCACGAGCAGCCGGGGGACCUCCUUCGACACCGGUACGGCCCGUCGGUCAUGGCCAUAUACCGGUCUGCAUGGCGGAUUAUCGAGAGUGCCAGGGAGGCGCACAAGCGUGCGGGCGUUGUCACUUCGAGGCUGGGGAUUGUGUGGUCCCAGUGUCUUGCUGCAGGGAUCGUGAUGUGUCUUUUGGUCACGCGCGCCCCGACGUCGGCCCUCGCGGUGUCUUCGCUGCAAGAACUCGAUGUUCUCGUCGAAGUAUUUGAGAAGGCUGCCACCAGGAGCCAGAUCGCUUCCAACAACCUGGAGGUCAUCCGGAAGCUCCGCGGGCAGGGCUACGAAGUGCUCCACAAGCCCCGCACUCCGGGCGAGUCCAGUACGAACGCAAUAAAUGACCGGGAACUCGACCGCCUCGGGGGCAAGACGCACCUCAUCUCGUCCAUGCACGAACCUCCAUUGGUGUGCGUACCUCAGGGCUCUGGCGCCCUGUCCUCCUCGUCGCCCGCGAGCAGCAGCUCGAACGCGGUGUCAUCGGACAUGAUCCACCCGACGAUCAUGCAGGAUCUCCGCGUCUUCGAGGGCAUCGACGCCGCGAGCCUGAAUGUCGGCUCGUCGUCGUCGGUCGACAUGAACCAGUUCAACUUCGCGUACGUGUUCGACGGACUGCGGCAGCCGCAACAGGGGCAGGAGAUACCGCUGCAACAAAUGCAGAUCCCCCCACAGCAGAUGCAGCAGCCGCCGGUGCCGGGCCCGGAUAUCUUCGACGAGCUGUUCGGGGCACAGGCCUUCCCGCCGGAGCCGGAGCCGCCUGUGGGCCCGCCCGUGCUGGAUGCUACAUGGCAGUCAUUCAUAGAGCAGCUGGGCUUUUGAGAGGGACUCGGUGGGAGAUUCAUGUACAUUUACACAUAUACUGUUACAGAUUCAGACUAAUGCAGGCCGUCAUGCGCCUAUUCUCCACUCGC
Molecule: messenger RNA, 2613 nt
Organism: Fomitopsis serialis
Lineage: Eukaryota; Fungi; Basidiomycota; Agaricomycetes; Polyporales; Fomitopsidaceae
Exons: 15
Coding region: 74-2521 (815 amino acids)
Biological process (GO): DNA-templated transcription; regulation of DNA-templated transcription
Molecular function (GO): DNA binding; zinc ion binding; DNA-binding transcription factor activity, RNA polymerase II-specific
Source: RefSeq, a predicted model, not a curated record